UUGUUAACGUAGGGUUCUUUCUUUAUCCUUUAUUGGGAUAAAGUAGGCUACAAAAGAGCAAGCCAGAGAGCCCCCAGGAGGCUUGAAGAGAUAAUGGCAUCGUUACCACCGAGUCCUUGGAUAAGCAGAGCCCCAGUCGCUUCCUCUUCUGCAUCUCUCGUCUUCCACGCUGCUUCAUCGCCAGCAUCACUCUCUCUCGCUCGCUCCUCCCCUCGCCCUCCCCUCCUCCACUGCUCCUUCCUCUCUUCCUCUUCUUCCUCCCUUUCUUUCCCUUCCUCUCUCCUCUCAGGUUUAUCGCUGGGAUUGGAGUUGACAUCUGAUGUUCGGGCUAGAAGAGAAAAGGGUCGUGGCCUGGUUGUGAGGGCAGGCAAGGCUGCUCUUUGCCAGACUAAGAGAAACAGAUCCCGGAAAUCAUUGGCUCGGACCCAUGGUUUCCGCAGAAGAAUGAGAACAACAAGUGGGAGAGCAAUUUUGAAGCGUCGACGCGCUAAGGGACGAAAAGUUCUUUGCACCAAGUCCCACCCAAAUAGUGGCAAAUAGAGGCAUGAAGGCAUGAAGGCUUAUAGUUAUUUACUUUCUGUUGGUAAAUUUGUUGAUUCCUGUAAGCAUGUCUAGAUUUCAAGCUUUUCUUCCAUAACAGUGGUUUGUAUCCUUUAAAAUAUUUGAAGAUUGCAUUUUAUGUCUCAACAUUUGUUUUUGUCAUGCAUAAUUCUUGUUAAAUUGCACUGUUGUUACAAAUUUGCUUGC
Messenger RNA from Arachis stenosperma, 747 nucleotides. Its product is annotated as 50S ribosomal protein L34, chloroplastic. NCBI's taxonomy places the organism in Eukaryota, Viridiplantae, Streptophyta, Magnoliopsida, Fabales, Fabaceae. The coding region runs from base 94 to 540 and encodes 148 amino acids. Gene Ontology annotation, biological process: translation. The record is from RefSeq and is a predicted model, not a curated record. Gene Ontology annotation, molecular function: structural constituent of ribosome. The transcript is spliced from 2 exons. Gene Ontology annotation, cellular component: mitochondrial large ribosomal subunit; ribosome.